AUGGAUGGAUCCUUUCAAGAGUCAACCCUAACCUUGACAGGGGGGGCGGGGCAAGCUCUCUGCAACUAUCUCAACAAGACGAUGAACGCCGAGUCAGCCGCCAGAGCCAUCACUGCCGGUUGCUUGGACAGAUAUCCAGAAGGAGUUGCGUAUGGGGGUUCGAGGCGGCGUAAUGAACUUUGGGAGCUUCUUGCAUCUACUCUCCUGCGCUUUGAAGACGAUUGCGACAUGAUAGUUGAUCUACUCGUCGCGAUUCAAACGCUGCCAUCAAUGAAUAGUAAUCCCUGGUGGGUGACGGAUCCACAGCCCAGCGACUCGUUGUGUGAACUACCUUCAUUUCACAAUGUCUGGCAAUCCUGCUAUGAAUCACUUCGUUGUCAAUGUCACGAGGGUGAAGAUGAAAGUUUCUCGGUAGACAAGAAUUACUACAGAAGAGCAGGAAAGGCAGAAGCAAGGAUGUAUCUCCGCGGGAUUCCAGGAAUAACGGAGUUUAUGGGAUACAAAACGAUCAACCUUAUUUGUGUACAGAACGAAGACCUCGAGUUCGUCAUCCAUGAGAUUCACGGUUGGUUGCAGACUGCAGGAUCGAAACUGGCAGAAACGCUGGAUUCGAACAAGAUCAAGUUCUUUGAGAGAGAGUCAAGCCGGAAUAUGAAGUUAGAAACACUCUCCGUGGACACAUUGAAAGCAGGCGAACCAAACCGAUCAAACGAUCAAGGUCCCGCAACAUUCGUCAAAACGCUAGGAAUUGAAAGUAUUUGA
Fusarium oxysporum Fo47 is the source of this 762-nucleotide messenger RNA. RefSeq lists its product as uncharacterized. The transcript has 3 exons. NCBI's taxonomy places the organism in Eukaryota, Fungi, Ascomycota, Sordariomycetes, Hypocreales, Nectriaceae. The coding region runs from base 1 to 762 and encodes 253 amino acids. The record is from RefSeq and is a predicted model, not a curated record.